AUGGAAAUUGAUGGCUAUAAUGUUAAUGCAAAAUAUGAUGGGGCGGGUGAACGAGAUCUUCCUGAUUUUCCAGACAUUAAAUGGUAUUCAGAACAUGUGCGUGAGAGCCAGUACUUGCUUCAAAUUGUAAAAUGUAGAAAUACAGAAUGCUGUCGUCCAAGAAGUGGCCUAUUUAGAUUACUAGACAAUAUUUUUCUUCCACCACCUGUAAAAGUAAAACAAACAGAUGGUGACUUGGCUUUGGAUGAAGGGGGGCAAUUUCUUAAUCUUCCAGUCAAUUUAGCUCUAUGCUUAAGUGCUUCACUCAAAGAUUUCCUGCAAAUGACCGACGGUCCGCCCAUGUUGAUGAGAACCACGCCGGUUUUCGGUUUUGCGGCGGCUGUAGAAGCAUUUCUAAAUAGUAGGAGUUUGUUUCCUACGCAAAGUAAUGAUGUGCGGAUUCCCUAA
This is a messenger RNA of Acanthoscelides obtectus, 447 nucleotides long. The record is from the annotation of a GenBank genome assembly. NCBI's taxonomy places the organism in Eukaryota, Metazoa, Arthropoda, Insecta, Coleoptera, Chrysomelidae.